AUUUUUUUAAAUUUAAAUUCAUUUAAUAAUAGCACAGUGGCUUACAUCUUGUUAGCCCACUAGUGUACAUGCAGCAGCAUCUCUCCGCUAACUAUGUGCUCCGUUAAGGCCUUUACGCACUGUAGUCGUGACAAAUUAACGACACGAAGAUGCGACAUACUCGCCCACGGAUAUAAAAUAUUCACACCUGCAGCGAUGCGAUAUCCUCCUGAUGUUUAUUAAAAGGUUCAAACAGAUUCGCGUCAGCUCAUUCUUCAGGGGGAAAAAAAAUGAUGGAGCAUCAUCCAGUGUUAUCCUCGUCCUCCCGGUCCUCCUCGCUUAGCCAAAAAAAGAGAUUUUAGGUACAUCUUAUUUUACCAGGCAGAGAAAAAGAAAGGUUUCCCACCUACUCAUACGGGAGCUGACGCUUUACCGUCGGUUCCGGACAUAGCACAUCUCAGAGUUCCUUCUGGUGGUGCUAGCGUCGCAUCUGAGGAGGAGGACCACCCGAGAUCACACUGACCCAGAGCAGCGUCUGACAGUCCGAGAGCCGGAUGCAUUGCUGAGAAUGUUUCUGGCAGUCUUAGGCAGCGCUAGGGAGAUCCCUCCUGACACAGCAGACUGGAUCUGCAAAGACACCUGCACCCUGACAAACUACCCCCACGGAACAGCUGGGAACCACAGCACUGAUGCUGAGGAUCAAGGUGCUGAUGAUGUGUGCUCCAGUAGCAGGGCGUCAGCUGUGGCGUAGGGUGUGUGGGUUAGGUUUCGUUCACCUCGCCUGCUGGCCAAGUCUGAUGGUAAUACUGUAUGACCAUGUGUACCGCGGUCUCCCUUCACUACUCCAUGUAUAUAAUUUGUAAUAAAUUCCAUGUUCAGUUAUUCAAAAUUGAAGAUAUACUAUGUAGCAUUCCCACAUUAAAAAAUAGCUACGCCUUUAUUCAUUUUGUUUAGUUGUGUACUUACAUUAUCCCAAAUGUUCAAACAGUGUUCAAAUCUAAUUUUCUUCAAGCUAACGGUGUGUUUCAUUUGGUUGUCUGUCAUUGUAUUCUCCAGGAGAGAGUGAAAAAAGCGAUGUGAAUAAAACUUUCAAACAUUACUUUGUCUGUGAACAUUUCUGCCUGAGUCCUGUCAGAUAGGUUUUCACCAAGACAACUCCCGUGAUCUCACACUACAUUCGUUUCUUGUUUUGUUUUUAUGAAUGUUGAAAUUUGAAUAACAUGCUGAGGACAAAAAUCUUAUAUUGCAACUUCUAGUAAUAGUAAUAGAAAUAAGUUUAUUUGCAGUGAAUUCAUAUUCCUUAGCUUUUUUACUUUUCAAGUGAGGCCAGAAGUCAGCCUGUCGUUGAAACCGUGAGGAGAGGAGGAGGGAAAGCAGCUGGUCAGUGGAUGGGACACACUUACCGCAAAUGCUUUGGCAUGGAGUGCUAAAUUGUGGACAACUAACUUUUCUUUGUUCCUCAGCUGACCACAGAUGGCCUCCAUAUGGGGCAACGUCGUAACCCGCCCUACUCUGCUUCCGAUUGGCUUAUCCUGAUAUUAGCUGUAAUGGGCUGAUGAGAAGAAAAGAAUUUGAAUGACCUUCUCUUUGACCAAUAAGGAAGUGAAAUGAGUUCUUCAGAAGAGCUGCAACAGAUCGACGCAGACACAGUCAGUGUCAGAAGUCCUGGAAAUCUUUUGGUAGUCGAAAAAGGCAUUGGCCCAAUCGCGCCGCAGAGAAAGUACCAAUGUGAGCAAUGUGGGAGAUAUUUCGGCAACCCGAAUUCAUACACAAAACACCUGUGUAACCAUACUGGACCAUACAGCUGCGACCAAUGUGGAAAAAGUUUUAUUUUGUUAAGGAGUUACAAGGACCACCAGCGUGUCCAUAAUGGAGAAAAGUCAUACCAGUGUGAUCACUGUGAAAAGGGUUUCAGUCGCUUAAGUAAUUACAAGAGACAUCUGCGUGUCCACACUGGAGAGAAGCCACACCAGUGUGAACGAUGUGGGAAGAGCUUCCGUUUCUCAAGUGAUUUCAAAAGGCAUCAGCUUGCCCUCACGGGGGAAAAGCCACAUUCCUGUGAGCAGUGCGGAAAGUGUUUCUGCUGCUUAAGCGAUUACAAGAGACACUUGCUUGUCCACACUGGGACUCAGCCAUACCAGUGUGACCACUGUGAAAAGGGUUUCAGUCGCUUAAGUAAUUACAAGAGACAUCUGCACGUCCACACCGGAGAGAAGCAACACCGGUGUGAACAGUGUGGGAAGAGUUUCCGCUUUUCGAGUGACCACAAGAGACACCUGCGUGUCCACACUGGAGAGAGACCUUACCAGUGUGAACAAUGUGGGAAAAGUUUCCGUUUCUCAAGUGAUUACAAGAGACACUUGCUUGUCCUCACUGGAGAAAAGCCAUAUUGGUGUGAACAAUGUGGGAAGUGUUUCUGUUGCCUAAGUGAUCACAAAAAACACCUGCGUGUCCACAGUGGAGAGAAACCACACCAGUGUGAACAGUGUGGGAACAGUUUCCGUAGCUUAAGUGAUUACAAGAGACACUCAAGUGUCCACACUGGAGAAAAGCCAUAUUGGUGCAAGCUAUGUGGGAAGCGUUUUCGUUGUUUAAGUAGUUACAAGAGACACCUGCUUGUCCACACUGGUGAGAAGCCUUACCAGUGUGGACACUGUGAAAAGGUUUUCAGCCGUUUAAAUAAUUACAAGAGACACCUGCGUGUUCACACUGGGGAGAAGUCAUACCAGUGUGAACACUGUGAAAAACUGUUCACUGAGUAUAGUGAUUACAACAUACACCUGCACACCCACACAGGUGAGAAACCAUAUGAAUGUGAACAAUGUGGAAAGAGAUUCACUCAUUUAAGCAGUUACAAUCAGCACCUGCGUUGCCACACUGGAGAGAAACCGUACUGGUGUUCUCGUUGUAAAAGAUUAUUUGCUUGGCCAAAAUCCUUGAAGGUACAUCGUUGUGUCGAUGUGGAGGAAGAGACUGUUGACUGAGUAUGGUAGUAUCCUGUCCCUCUUGUUCCUCACCCACCUCCCCUGGACCCACAUGAACCCACCAUGUCUUUGUUGUCCCCGGAGUCAGAGUCCUGGUUGGAGCUGCUGUAAAUCACCUUGGUGCUGUAUUCCCUGUCGUCAUACUGGCCUCCUUUGAAACAAUUCUCCACACACAUUUACAGUUAAGUUAUGUGUAAAAAGACACUGAGAGGCCUGCCUGUGUUGAAUCUGAUGGCUCAUUGGUGUUUCCAGCUCUUGUUGCAAACCUGUUUUGAAACUGAUUAUUUGUAUUUAUUGCGAGCAACUGGAGUACUUAGACUUCUCAUCCAUUAAUAUCUACAUACACAUUUUUAGCCUCAUGUACACGUUUCUGGAUCGAUGUACUCAUUUACAAAUUUGUCUACACAGUCUCAGUGCACUUGCAAAAAGUAAUAGCUCUGUAGAUGCUUUUUCCACAUUCAGAAAUUACAUGAAAAAGAUUACACGCACGGGUUCUGAUUGCACAUUUGCAAAUUCCCGUCCACAUUCACAAAUCUCAAGUACGCGUUUAGAGAUUCUUUUACUCAUUUACGAAUCUGAUUACACACAUACAGCUUGAGAUACAGUUACACAAUUCUCCACUCACAUUUAUAAAUAGUUUUACCGUAAUCAAGGCCCUAAAAGAUGACACGUGAAACCAGUGAACUUCUCAAAGCAGCAGACAUGUUUGAAUUCUGAGUUGGUUAAUUGACUCGGAUCCUAAAAAUAAUCUCAGUUUCACGAAUCCCCUUCUUCAUUAAUCUGUUGAGUCCUUGGCUACACUGCACUCAAAGUCAAAGACAAAGUCAGCUUUAUUAUCAGUUCUGCUAUAUAUACAGGGUAUACAGAGGACGGACUGGUGAUAUAUAAGUCUUACAAUAUUGCCCAGGAGGGGGGUCCAGUCUUCAUGAUGGCAGAGAACAGAGGGGAUGGAGAGGGAAGAGUGUUUAGCUUCCUGACAGUCUGGUGAACGAAGCUCUCAGUCUUGAAGUGCAUGCCUGGAAGCUCCAAGAUCUCCUCCCAGAUGGCAGGAGGCUGAAUAAGCUGUGUGAUGGGUGAGUGGGGUCCCCCGCAAUGCCGAGUGCUUUUCUGGCUAGGUGUGUUUUGGAGAUGUCCAGUAGGGAGGGGAGAGAGGCACCAAUGAUGUUUCCUGCUGCAUUCACUAUGUUGGAGGUGGUACAACUUCCAAACCACAUGGCGAUGCAGCUGGCCAGGACACUCAAUGGUGCAUAUGAAUACAAAAUCCUAUGUGCCAUUCAUAAUCUUCCCCAUUCGUUCUAAGUAGUUAGUAAGAAACUGUUGCAACCUCCUGCGUUCUGCCAGUGUAAAGUCUCGGCUACAGUCAGGAGUCAUGUGGAUCCAGGUGUGUGUGGUGCUGUGAGUCCCUCACACUCACUCUGGUCAGCCUGAUCCAACUGAUCCAGACGGAGAGGGGCUAUGUUUCUAGCCAUGCGCCAAGCUUUUUUUUAAUCUGACUCCGUUGGACACAUGCCACAUGCAUAUAGACUAGAGACAAGCCAAUGAAGAAAACAUCUUGAUCAGUGUAAUAACAUGCAUUUAGGAAUCACGCAAAUACAAACAACACAUCUUGUUACACAAAACCACAGCAAAUACAGAUAACGACAAUGGUAUUUUUUCCCAGACGACAAGGCUUGAACACACACACGCACACACAGCAGUCUCUUUCUGUGCAUAGCAGAGCAGCAGCAUGACUUAAGUUCACAAACAUAAACUGAUGAUACAUGGACUUCGGUGACUUCAUGAGCUGUAGCAGCAAUAGCCGUGUCUAAACAGUGUUCUGCAUAGUUUUCCAGUGGAAACACCUCUGUUGACUUUUUUAGAGUAUUCUGUAUUUUGUUGUGUUUUGUACAUUUGCAGCAUACAGUAUUUCCUAAAUGCUGUGCCUAUGUUGACAAAUAUGCUUUAUUUAGUUAAGUUAAGAUGUUUCUCUGCCACUGUAGAAACGCAUGUGACGGGGUUUUCUGUACUUCUCAACCAUCUGACAAGCAUUUCUAAUGGAAUAUACAGAAUAAUUGACAAGCAUACCAGCAAUUAGCCAGUUUUAAUGUGCCACAUGUAUACUUUAUAAUUUAGCAAAUGAUCAUUAAGAUUUAGGACAGAAGCAUACCUUUCUUGUCAGAUAAAAAUGAGGCCAGUAUAGUCCUCAAGCAUAUGUAGACCAGCCUUAUAGUUGCAAUGUGUAAAUCAAGAACAGUCCCACUGGGCUAAAUAAAUAAAAUUGCAUUGUCUUACCUUAA
This is a messenger RNA of Scatophagus argus, 5239 nucleotides long. RefSeq names its product zinc finger protein 709-like. Bases 1587 to 2963 code for a protein of 458 amino acids. Lineage: Eukaryota; Metazoa; Chordata; Actinopteri; Scatophagidae. The record is from RefSeq and is a predicted model, not a curated record. The transcript is spliced from 4 exons. Gene Ontology annotation, biological process: regulation of transcription by RNA polymerase II. Gene Ontology annotation, molecular function: DNA-binding transcription factor activity; RNA polymerase II cis-regulatory region sequence-specific DNA binding.